AGGGCCGGGAUUUCGGGGGAGUCCGGAGCGCGCUGAUCAGAGCCGCCGGCCAAGACAUGCGAAGGCGGAUUCAGGGGUUGGCCGUGGUGACUUCGGACCUGAGCCCCCUUCCGAUCUGCGGAGAUGGGCCACAGGCUCGGCCGAGGAAGGAGUUAGUGGCUUUUCACCUUCAGAGCUGCAGAAAGGGAGGGAUGGAGGAUGAACAUAAGCCGCCGUUACAGCCUCGGACUCAGUUCCAGGGCAGGGUCCUGCUCCUGACCAUCUGUGCGGCUGGCAUUGGUGGGACUUUUCAAUUUGGCUACAACCUCUCCAUCAUCAAUGCCCCGACUUCGCACAUUCAGGAAUUCACCAAUGAGACGUGGCGGAUGCGAACCGGCCAGCCGCUGCCCGACCAGCUGGUCCCGCUCCUGUGGUCCCUCAUCGUGUCUCUGUACCCCGUGGGUGGCCUUCUGGGAGCGCUGCUUGCUGGCCCCAUGGCCAUCACACUGGGAAGGAAGAAGUCCCUGCUGGUGAAUAACAUCUUCGUGGUGGCCGCAGCGACCCUGUUUGGCUUCAGCCGCAGAGCAGGCUCCUUUGAGAUGAUCAUGCUGGGACGGCUGCUCGUGGGUGUCAGCGCAGGUGUGAGCAUGAACGUCCAGCCCAUGUACCUGGGGGAGAGCGCCCCCAAGGAGCUCCGAGGGGCUGUGGCCAUGACCUCAGCCAUCUUCACCGCCCUGGGGAUCGUCAUGGGUCAGGUGGUUGGACUCAGGGAGCUCCUGGGUGGCCCGCAGGCCUGGCCUCUGCUGCUGGCCAGCUGCCUGGUGCCUGGGGUGCUCCAGCUGGCCUCCCUGCCCCUGCUCCCCGAGAGCCCACGCUACCUCCUCAUUGACUGUGGAGACUCCGAGGCCUGUCUGGCAGCGCUGCAGCGGCUGCGGGGCCCCGCGGACCUGGCCGGGGAGCUGGCCGAGUUGGAGCGGGAGCGCGCCGCCUGCCAGGGCCGGCGCGCGCGACGCCCGUGGGAGCUGUUCCGGGACCGCGCGCUGCGGAGGCAGGUGGCGAGCCUGGUGGUGCUGGGCGGGGUCAUGGAGCUGUGCGGGAACGACGCGGUGUACGCCUAUGCGUCAGCAGUGUUCAGCCAGGCGCGGAUUCCCCCAGAGAAGGUCCAGUACGCCUCCAUCGGGACCGGGGGCUGCGAGCUGCUGGCGGCACUGCUCAGCUGUGUGGUGAUCGAGAGGGUGGGCCGACGGAUGCUGCUGAUGGGGGGGUACGGACUGAUGACCUGCUGGGGGAGCGUCUUCACAGCGGCCCUGUGCCUGCAGAGCUCCCUCCCCUGGAUGCCCUACCUGGCCAUGUCCUGCGUCUUUGCCUUCAUCCUCAGCUUUGGCAUUGGCCCUGCCGGAGUGACCGGGAUCCUGGCCACAGAGCUGUUUGACCAGAUGACUCGGCCUGCUGCUUACAUGGUCUGCGGGGCGCUCAUGUGGACCAUGCUCUUCCUAGUCGGGCUGGGGUUCCCCUUCAUCAUGGCAUGUGCGAUCUUAGUUCGUGGACCAGAGAUGGAACCCGCACCCCCUGCAUUGUAAGGCGAAGUCUCAACCACUGGACCACCAGGGAAGUCCCCAGAUGUUUUUAAUUUUAAAGAAGUUCAGCUUAUGAAUUCUUUCAUAGAUCGUGUUGUAUCUAAAAAGUCAUCACCACAUCCACAGUCAUCUAGUGUCCACCAUUUUUUUUUUUUUAAGCUGCGCUGCAUAGCUUGCAGGAUCUCAGUUUCCUGACAAGGGAUUGAACCUGGGCCCAGUGAAAGCGCCGAGUCCCAAUCACUGGACCACCAGGGAAUUCCCUUAUUCAUUUACUUUUAAUGGAUGUCCAGUGGUGCCGGCACCGUUUGUUGAAAAGACCAUCUUU
This is a messenger RNA of Balaenoptera ricei (Rice's whale), 1881 nucleotides long. RefSeq names its product solute carrier family 2 member 11 (gene SLC2A11). Gene Ontology annotation, molecular function: hexose transmembrane transporter activity. NCBI's taxonomy places the organism in Eukaryota, Metazoa, Chordata, Mammalia, Artiodactyla, Balaenopteridae. The transcript has 12 exons. Gene Ontology annotation, biological process: monosaccharide transmembrane transport. Gene Ontology annotation, cellular component: membrane. Bases 57 to 1559 code for a protein of 500 amino acids. The record is from RefSeq and is a predicted model, not a curated record.